CGGGACGUUAAUAACCCGAGUUACGCCACCCGUGGAGAUUGGUGGCUUGGAUCACUAUACUAUUGAUGCCACUUAUAUGGAUGCACAACACAAACAUGGAGCUAGCUAGGGAGGCCUUCAUCAAUAAGGAGAAUUUUAUUAACAUAUAUAUACUCCCAGCCAGCAGAAAAGUGUUGUCUUAUAAGUUUUUCAAUCAAAACACCAACAAUUAAAAGUGAGUGUUACAAAAUGAAGCAAGAAUUAACGACUGAAAAAAGCAUAUAAAAUGAAGCCCACAUAAACGAAGAGUCCAAAGGAAACCAGGAGAAAGAGAGGGACGACAGCUUCAUAGCUAUGGCGGCUCCCACAGGCUAGGGUUCCCAGUUUGAUCUGAACCAGAGACAUCAAUGCCAGCACCAAAUACACGCACCCGGACACCGAACCCGCGGCGCAAACCACGUACCCGACCCGGACGACAGUCCUGUUCACGCGCGCCAAAUCCACGGAGAAGACGGAGUGGUGGUUGCCGGAUCUGGGCCAUCGGAGGGCCUGCUUGAGGCAGAGGGAGACGAGGCUGGAGAAGAGGAAGGAGGCGAAGGAGAUGACGUGGAACGACACCAUGUUCUCCGCGAUUUUCGGCCCGGCCUGGCAAUUCGGGUCGUCGGUGAGCCGGUUGUUCGGAUCUCGGGGGUUCCAGGCCAGCCCGACGAACACGGCGAAUGUGAACAGGGAGUUGACGUGUAUUAUUCCGUCCAGCGCCGUUAUGUGGAUCGGGCUGCCUACCUCCGAGUCGGAAUCUCCGGUCAUUUUCGAGCGGAGGAGGAUGAGAACCGGCCAGAUCCGUGACGAACGCUGCAAGUCGAAGAUGGACCCUGAUGGUCGUUGAUCGAUCAGACCCCUAUGCGUCUCGCUGAGAGCUUUCCUAAAAGCGUUAGCCCGUUAUAAUCGGACACCUGUAGCCAAAGUUAUGGCCCAAAUACUAUGGCGACCCAAAAUGCUUCAAUUUCCUCUCGCUCUUGCGCUUAUCCUGCAUUUCAUGGUAAAGAAUCGCCACAUUAGUUAGAUCUGACAGUUCAGCCUCGUCUGUAUCACUCGCUCCUGCAUCACCCUUCCCGUUGAAAUGGGGCAUGUAUACAUUUCUUCGGUCUACGGAAAAAUUUGCCUUGUUGGGUGUAUGCAACUAAAACCUAACUGCGUCACUAGGAUGUGUGAGGAGCUCAGGUCCUUUC
Cuscuta campestris is the source of this 1208-nucleotide messenger RNA. Lineage: Eukaryota; Viridiplantae; Streptophyta; Magnoliopsida; Solanales; Convolvulaceae. The record is from the annotation of a GenBank genome assembly.